Messenger RNA from Ochotona princeps (American pika), 918 nucleotides. It is a transcript of the gene CLDN16, whose product is annotated as claudin 16. Gene Ontology annotation, biological process: bicellular tight junction assembly; cell adhesion. Gene Ontology annotation, cellular component: bicellular tight junction; plasma membrane. The transcript is spliced from 5 exons. The record is from RefSeq and is a predicted model, not a curated record. Lineage: Eukaryota; Metazoa; Chordata; Mammalia; Lagomorpha; Ochotonidae. Gene Ontology annotation, molecular function: structural molecule activity.
AUGACGUCUAGGACCCUUCUGUCAGUUUCAGCCUGUUUGUACUAUUAUUACAACUUAAGACACCUGCAGUGAGGGGGUAUGGAAAGCAAGAGAUCAGAUGUCCUCCUUCCAGAGUACCAGAAGCAGAAAACUGACAGCAUUCCAGCUCCUGAAGUGGGUCAGGGGCUGACUUCUGCCCAUGGAUUGCUUGGCAGCAGGCUGCUAGCCACCAUGAGAGAUUACCUUCAGUACCUCGCCUGUUUUUUGGCCUUUUUCUCCACUGGGUUUUUGAUUACGGCCACCUGGACAGACUGUUGGAUGGUGAAUGCUGAUGAUUCAUUGGAGGUGAGCACACAAUGUCGAGGCCUCUGGUGGGAGUGUGUCACCAACGCCUUUGAUGGGAUUCGCACCUGUGAUGAGUACGACUCUAUAUAUGCAGAGCAUCCCUUGAAGCUGGUGGCAACUCGAGCUCUGAUGAUUAUCGCAGAUAUUCUAGCUGGAUUUGGAUUCAUCAGCCUGCUCCUCGGACUUGACUGCAUAAAAUUCCUUCCCGAUGAACCGUACAUUAAAGUCCGCAUAUGCUUUGUUGCAGGAACCAUGAUGCUAAUAGCAGGCGCCCCAGGAAUCAUUGGCUCUUUGUGGUAUGCUGUUGAUGUUUACGUGGAACGUUCUUCUCUGAUUUUUCACAAUGUAUUUCUUGGCAUCCAAUACAAAUUUGGUUGGUCCUGUUGGCUUGCAAUGGCUGGGUCCUUGGGUUGCUUUUUGGCUGGAGCUGUCCUCACAUGCUGCUUAUAUCGCCUUCAAGAUGUUGGAUCUGAAAGAAACUAUCCUUAUUCCAUGAGGAAGCCCUAUUCAACCACAGGUGUGUCUGCGGCCAAGUUAUAUGCAGCCCCUCGCACAGAGACUGCCAAAAUGUAUGCUAUAGACACAAGGGUGUAA